UUAUUUUGAACUGUUUUGAACAUAAUUUUCUGAUUGGAAAGUAAUGUGUGUAACUUUUACGUGAGUAAAUACAUAGAAUAGUAAUUGUAUAAUAAUCGAUGUUCGAACACUAUGCGGAUAUUUCUGAAUAGUUAAUCUAUAAAUAUCUCGUAUACAUAACCUAUAAGCUGAUAAGCAUAUUGAUAACCUAAAUUCCUGCAUAUCCACCAAUCACCAUGUCUACGAUGGCAGGGGUUUGUAAAAUAAAAGAAGAAUUCGUAGUUCAAAGACCAUUGCUGAAUAAAACACCAACUAAUGAAGUGAACGGAAGUGAAGAAGCUAAACGGAAGUUAAAUGGUGACAAUAAUGAACCUGAAGCAAAGAAACCUAAGCAUGAGGAACAUUCAGGCAACAAGAAGAAUAAAAAGAGAGGCCAAAACAAAGCACGGCCUAAGACUUUUAGAGACAACAAGGAAUCUAAGCCAUGUCCAAGUAUUGUAAAUAUUGCUGUCAAAGACCAAAAAACAUGUGAAUAUACUAAUUGUAAGUAUAUUCAUGACCCCUUAGAGUAUUUAAAAUCGAAGCAAAAAGAUUUAGGUGAACAGUGUCAUAUAUAUAAUCUUAGAGGUUUUUGUGCCCGAGGCAUAGCAUGUAGAUAUGGUUCAACUCAUAUCUCCGCAGAAGGCUUUAACUUGAUUGAUGAAGAGAAAUACAAGAUGUGGCAUGAAGAUACGAAAAAUACUAUCCAAUCCACAUUACAAAACAAAUUACAAAAGAGAAAUUAUGACUUUACCUUAGCUGAAAAGUUGGUCAAGUCUUUGUUUAAAAAAGAUAAUAAGAAUAACAAAAAUCAAACAAACAUUAAAGGUGAUGAAGAAGUAACAACUGAAAAUAUUGGGGCUGCGAGUGAUGAAGACUUAAUUAAGCUACUACCAAGGGAAAAGAAAACUAUCGAUUGGAGAGAUAAAUUAUAUCUAAGUCCCCUCACAACUGUAGGCAAUUUACCAUUCAGAAGAAUUUGUAAGCAGUUUGGAGCAGAUGUCACAUGUGGAGAAAUGGCCUUGUGUGAGGCAAUGUUGAAGGGAGCUAAACAGGAGUGGGCUCUAGUAAAAAGACAUGAAUCUGAAGAUUUAUUUGGGGCUCAAAUUUGUGGAAAUAAUGCAUAUAUGAUCUCAAAAGUAGCCCAGCUUCUGCAAGAGAAUACAGAGCUAGAUUUCAUUGACCUGAACCUAGGAUGUCCUAUUGAUUUAAUUUAUAAAAAAGGUGGAGGUAGUGGAAUGAUGCAUAGACUAGCUGCCUUAGAGACGUCUGUAAGGAGUGCAUCUAGUUUAUUGUCAAUACCAUUCACAGCAAAAAUAAGAACUGGCAUUUAUCAAGAUAAAAAAAUUGCUCACAAUAUAGCUCCCAAAUUGGCCAAAUGGGGUGCCUCACUGAUAACACUGCACGGGCGGUCCAAAGAAGCCAGGUAUACCAAAAUGGCAGACUGGGAAUACAUUGAACAGUGUGCUCAGGCUGCAGCACCAUGCCCAGUUUUUGGAAACGGUGAUAUUCUUAGCUAUGAAGAUUAUAUCCAGAGAAGACAAUUAGCUCCAACUGUACAGGGUGUUAUGAUAGGGAGAGGAGCCCUAGUGAAACCAUGGGUGUUUACCGAAAUCAAAGAAGAAAGACUCUGGGAUAUCAGCAGUAAUGAGAGAUUUGAUAUUAUUAAGAAAUUUUGUAACUAUGGUCUUGAGCACUGGGGAUCAGAUACCCAGGGAGUUGAAAACACUCGAAGAUUUUUGCUCGAGUGGCUCUCCUUUCUUUAUAGGUAUGUCCCUGUGGGGUUACUAGAGAGACCUCCACAGAAAAUUAAUGAAAGACCACCAACAUAUUUUGGCAGAAAUGACUUAGAAACUCUUAUGGCUUCAGGCAACUGUGAAGAUUGGAUAAAAAUAAGUGAAAUGAUUUUGGGACCAGUUCCAGAUGGAUUUUUGUUUCUACCUAAGCAUAAAGCUAAUUCAUAUCAAUGAAAUCAUUAAUAUAAAUUUAUAGAAACA
Molecule: messenger RNA, 2015 nt
Organism: Aricia agestis (brown argus)
Lineage: Eukaryota; Metazoa; Arthropoda; Insecta; Lepidoptera; Lycaenidae
Gene: Dus3
Product: tRNA-dihydrouridine(47) synthase [NAD(P)(+)]-like
Exons: 1
Coding region: 216-1988 (590 amino acids)
Biological process (GO): tRNA processing
Molecular function (GO): flavin adenine dinucleotide binding; RNA binding; tRNA dihydrouridine synthase activity
Source: RefSeq, a predicted model, not a curated record